GUUCACACCACCACUUUCAAUUUGGAGACGAAUCCAUCAACGAUCGAGCUCGAACCUCUUACGUCGAGCCGGAAUUAGACCCACGCCAUCGUCGUCUUCGUCUCCCUCACAGAACCUCUCUCUCUCUCUCUCUCUCUAGUCCCAACCCUAACGCCUCCAUCUCUCUCCUCUCCCCCUCCCCUCCACGACGACGACGUAGAAGAAGAGGAAGAGGCCAUGCACGGGCGCCCACGGAGAUCCCCCAAGCCCGAGGACGCCGCAGCGGCCGCCGCCAAGGCCUCGAAACUCCACGAACUCCAAUCCCUCCUCCUCCAAAACCACCAAAAUCGCAUAUACACAAAGGAGGCUCUUUUGGCGAGCUCGAAGCUUAUCGAGGUCAACCCCGAGAUCUACACCGCGUGGAACUAUCGAAAGCUCGCUCUUCAGCACAGUCUCAACGGAGUCUCCGAUCCCGAGGCCAUCAAAUCGGCUGUCGAGGAUGAGCUCAGAGUGGUAGAGGCGGCGUUGAGGAGGAAUCCCAAGUCUUACGGGGCUUGGUAUCACAGGAAAUGGGUGUUGAAUCAGAAGCUUGCGGAGGUGGACUUCGGGCGUGAGUUCCGGCUUCUGGAUCAGCUGCUAAAGGCUGAUGCUAGGAAUUUCCAUGGGUGGAGCUACCGAAGGUUCGUCACAAGGCUGAAGAAUGUGUUGGAGGAGGAGGAGCUGGGAUUUACUAUGGAUAUGAUCAACACAAAUUUCAGCAACUAUUCUGCAUGGCAUAAUCGCAGUAUUCUUCUCUCCCAUUUGCUGGGGAAAAAGGCUAAUGGGUUCGAGUCAAAGGAGAAGAUCUUAUCAGAGGAGCUUGAGCUAGUGCGUCAAGCUCUUUUUACGGAUCCAAGUGAUCAAAGUGGGUGGUUUUAUCACUUGUGGCUUCUGGAUCAGACAUGUAGUGGGGAUCAGCUAAAACUAAUCUCUUCAUGGCCCAUUCAUCAAUCAAAGCUUGUUCUGCCUAUAGUUAAGGAAAAAGAUAAUUGCAAUUCCUUUCUAUACCCUUUUCAAAGGGAAACCCUCCCAAUCGUUCUUUAUUUCAAUAAACCCGUCAAAGGAAUAACUUCAUCCACUGUGAUGGUGAGUUCGGAGUUGGCCAAGAACGAAGAUCUUACUUGGAAGCCACUUUUGGCUUCGAAUUUGGGGGAAGCCAAUUGCUGGGCUACUUAUCUUAUGAUUCUCGAGGGAAAUUGCAGUACUUCACAAACUUUUUCAGUUGAAGUAGAAGUUGGCUGCUCGGAGGGUAUUGUGUCAGUUAGUGGCUUGCAUUACAAUCCUUCGAAGUUCAAAUUUAGCGUAGAGUUUGAUCAUAAUGUUCCAGAGCAGGCUCAAGGAAAUUUGGCUCAGGAGCCGUUUUCAUGGAAUUAUUCGGAAAAAUUCUAUUCUCAGGAAAAUUCAGAUUUCACUUCAUUUGAUCAGCUAAAGAUCAAUGAUGAUGCACUGAAAGAGGAUUUAAAGUGGCACUUCGACACUUUGUCUGAAGAGAUAACUCUAUUUAAAGAGAUGUCUGAAGAAAAUUGUAAAUUUGUGAAGUUAACAUUAGCACGCCUCUUGAUUGCAUAUGAUGCAAUGAAGUCUCCUGAAAAUUCUCUACAACAAAAGAGGAAGCACUGUGAGGAGGCUUUAGAGCUCUUUGAUGAUUUGAUCAAAUUAGAUCCAUCUCAUAAAAGGUAUUAUGAGGACGAACAGAGCUUAGUUCUAUUGGAUCAGGUAACUUCAGACAAAGAGUCUUUGGUGAAAUAUUGUUGGCAAUAUGAUAAUCCAAACUUCUCUACUUUUCGCCGCCAUAAUUGCUUACAGCUUAGAAGACUAUCAUUAACACGUGUCGGGUUUGUUGAACGCAUGUUGUGGGUCCAGAUACUGGAUCUUAGUCACAACAAGCUUAGAUCAAUUGCAGGUCUGGAAGCAUUGCAACUUCUUAUCUGCUUAAACCUAAGCAACAAUCAAAUCAGCAGCUUUACCUCACUCGAGCCCCUGAAAAGGCUAAGCUCUUUGAGGGUUUUGGAUUUAUCAUUCAAUGAGAUUGGUGCUCACCCUGUAGACACUACUAGGUACCUGUGCUCAUCUCCUUUAUCGCACACAUUCGAUGUAAAAGGAAUUAUGGAAGUGCUUCAGAAGGAUAAUAUCAAUGUGGCAGAUCACUGGGAGAUGAUGCUAUUGUUUAAGUCCUUAAAUUUAAAGCAACUAAAUAUGAAGGGGAAUCCGGUUUCUAGUGAGAACUUUGGACAGUUGGUGACAAAGAUCCUUCCUUCAUUACACUGGGUUGAUGGUGAACGUGUUCGAUGACCGAGAGAAUACCCAGGGGCGAAUAUAGGCUUUCAAAAAACAUAAAAAAGACUUAUUAUUUAUACCUGGUGAGUAAAAUUAUACUUCUAGGGGAAUGUAUUUGCUGAUGAAGAUCGAUUCUUCUGUGACCUGGAUCGAUGGUGAAUUUGUUCGACGAUUGAUUUAGACUUUUUGUGGAGAAUGUGCAUUCUUCUAUCUUCUCUUUUUGAUAGAUAGAUACUUUUUUUUAUAUUUUUUUGAGAAAAAGCCUGUAGGCGUAUAGAAAUGUUUGCUUUUUAUCUGGUCUGAUCAUAUUGUUGUUCAGUUAAUGUGAUUCAAGAGGGAAGAGAGUGUGAUGUCUUUGGAAAGUUUUCAUAUAUCCUAUGAAUCUGUUAUACUAUCUAA
Molecule: messenger RNA, 2694 nt
Organism: Ananas comosus (pineapple)
Lineage: Eukaryota; Viridiplantae; Streptophyta; Magnoliopsida; Poales; Bromeliaceae
Product: geranylgeranyl transferase type-2 subunit alpha 1-like
Exons: 8
Coding region: 217-2310 (697 amino acids)
Biological process (GO): protein geranylgeranylation
Cellular component (GO): cytoplasm; Rab-protein geranylgeranyltransferase complex
Molecular function (GO): protein binding; Rab geranylgeranyltransferase activity
Source: RefSeq, a predicted model, not a curated record